Molecule: messenger RNA, 1129 nt
Organism: Amphimedon queenslandica
Lineage: Eukaryota; Metazoa; Porifera; Demospongiae; Haplosclerida; Niphatidae
Exons: 4
Coding region: 613-1089 (158 amino acids)
Source: RefSeq, a predicted model, not a curated record
UUGAGCUACAUAGCAGAUGGGAAGAAAUGACUUUAGAAAAUUUCAAGAGAGUCCUUAGUCAUUAUUUUGGAUCAUAUGCUGAUCUCUUUAGUCACAUUUACUUUGAUUAUGGAUCACUCAUUGUUAAGAUGCUGAUACCAACCUCAAUAUACCAGUUUGUAACAGAUAUACUAAUUGCCAAAAGAAGCUCAAUGAAUGGAAUUGGCAUUUUUCAAGUUGCUGUCAAUAGAAGGACAAUGUUGAACAUAGAUGACACUGAUAUUAAUUUUGAAAAGUCACUUAUGAAUUCAAGAGAUGAAAGUUUUGAGGUAACAAUGCUAUUAAAAUUAGGAGCUAGUAAAGAUGAUAUUGAUCCUUUAGUCUCACUGUAUUCUUUGCCACAAAGGAGAUGGCUAUGCUUUGUGUAGAAGAGGAAAACUAUUUUUUUUAACAAUUGUAGUGGCACUAGUACUACUGAUAACCAAUUUUAGAAAGUGUGCCACAUCUUACUAUCUCUUUACAGUGUACAUUUUAAUCACUACAACAAUUGCUAUCUUACUUGAGGAGUAUCUCCUUGCUGCAUCUUUUAUAGCAGGUUCAAAUGGAGGAUUUGCAGUACUUAUUCUUUUUGAAAUGUAUAUUAAAUUUACCGGAAUGAAAUAUUUAGAUCAUGUGUGUACAUCAGUUGGGAUAACAGGAGUAUUUUUAAUAAUAUUAUUUGCUUAUUCCUUCUAUUUUACACAAUUUAUGCCUAUUUUUCUUGGAGCAACAAUAGGAGCAGCAGGUACUGUUCUUAUACUAUCAGGUGAUGAUUUGUCCUGCACUUGCUUUGCAUUUGUAAUUGGUGUAAUGAUUGGAGUAGUAACUGGAGCAAUUUUUGAACCAAUCGGAAAUAUUAUGUUCAUUUUCAUUAUCAUUUUGCCUGCAGUAACCAUUAUGUGUGGAUUAUUACUUUAUUUAUAUAAGUUCAAGCGAGUGAAGCGACUGAAGCUAGUAUUUGACCUUCCAAUUCGCUUCCCAAAAGAGGUUGAACUUGACCAUUUAACAGAGGCCGAACUUCACCUUCCAACAAAGACUGAACUUCACCUUCCAACAAAGACUAAACUUUAGCUUCCAACAGAGGCUAAACUUCCUACAGAAGUUAGGUUAU